UUUCACUCUCUGUUGCAACUUGCUUCACGAAUCUGAGAAGAAGGUUUAAGGAAACGUUCGCAAUUUAUCUCAAUGCCAUUAGUUAAAAAACUAAGAUUACACUUAGAGUUUCACAUACAGCUUCUAGGCGAUACAAACUUAAGAUACUUACAUCCACCAUGUCAAAGGCAACCAAACGCAAGCAUGUAGUGAAUGAAGCUCUGGGGGAGUAUGUCACACCCACUGAAGACCAGCAAAUUAUGAGGGUCGUGGGUAGUAAUGGCAACAAUCUCCAUGAGGCUGCGACUGACAGUGGUGAGCAGUUCCUGCUCAGCAUGCCAACAAAGUUUCGCAAGAACCUCUGGAUCAAACGAGGAGACUUUGUCAUCGUUGAUCCCAUUAAAGAAGGAGGUAAAGUGAAGGGAGAAAUUAGUUUCAUACUUUACAGGGACAACAUCCAAUAUAUGAGGAAACUCGGUAUCUGGCCAAAAGGAUUCCAGGAAUCUGACACAUCUUCUGAGAAGAACAAAGGAACGCGGAAAAUUCCCAGUGAAGAAAAAACCGAGCUGGAAGUGCCUGACAGUGACUCUGAGAACGAUGACAGCGAUCUGUUUGUGAACACUAAUCGUGCCACUGUCCUCUACAGCGAGAGUGAGGACGAUGAUGAUGAUGAUGAGGAGUGUGAUGGGACCAAAGGAAAAAGUUUGUAGAUGGAGUGAAAAGAACAAAACUGCAAAAUACUUUAUCUUAUACUGGACGAUGAUUUACAAAGACCAAGAGCACCUUUUUUGUAACAGACCUUGAUUGAGCUUUAAUACCCGGACAAACCACACUGAUGCCUGAGACUGAACUGAAUUUCAGGGCUGUAAUUGUUUCAAAUGAUUCCUCUCCGAUGGCAUUCAGAAGCUAGUUAAGUGUUCUCAGAAGGAAUUAUUCUUAAUUAGUGUCCUUAUUUUCCUUCUGGUGAAAUGAAACGUUUUGUAUGUCAUUAUAUUUGUAAAUAGUGAAUUGCAAUAAAGUUUGGUUUGUAAGCUAUA
Triplophysa dalaica is the source of this 1016-nucleotide messenger RNA. RefSeq names its product eukaryotic translation initiation factor 1A domain containing (gene eif1ad). The record is from RefSeq and is a predicted model, not a curated record. The transcript has 5 exons. NCBI's taxonomy places the organism in Eukaryota, Metazoa, Chordata, Actinopteri, Cypriniformes, Nemacheilidae. The coding region runs from base 159 to 689 and encodes 176 amino acids. Gene Ontology annotation, biological process: translational initiation. Gene Ontology annotation, molecular function: translation initiation factor activity; RNA binding. Gene Ontology annotation, cellular component: nucleus.